Molecule: messenger RNA, 661 nt
Organism: Drosophila busckii
Lineage: Eukaryota; Metazoa; Arthropoda; Insecta; Diptera; Drosophilidae
Exons: 2
Coding region: 69-581 (170 amino acids)
Source: RefSeq, a predicted model, not a curated record
CUUCCCUGAAAACUACUACGACUGAGCCACUAACACUCAGAAGAAAACGAAAUCGAAUCGCAUACAAAAUGAAAUUCGCAAUUCUACUGCUUGCCGUUACCAUUGCCUGCGCCAAUGCACAGGGUCCAGUCUUUGGUGGUUUUGCCGCGGCCAAUCCCUAUGCAUCUGCCUUCAAUCCUUACCUGAAUGGCAUGUUCGCUAACGGUCCACCCGGCGCAGCUGCUGCUCCUGGUGCUGCACCAGCUGCUCCAGCUGUUGCGCCACCAGCACCCACAUUCGGUGGCUUCUCUGUCACCGCCUUCUUCCAGUCGGUGGUGCUGCAAAAGGAAGCCGAGAAGCUGCUUAACCAGCCCAAUUUCCCAGCUGACUUGGCCGAGCGGGUGCAGGAUGUGAUGACCAAUACCCAAACAUCUUUCGCCAACUGCGGAACUGCAGUGCUGCCUUGGAUGCAGAUUCGCUGCAUUAAGCCCAUUCUGAUGGCCGCCAAGAACGAGCUGAAAGCCAUCGAUGAUGAGUUCCAGGCACGCCUAGCAGCCACCACCGCCGCACCCGCAGCCGCCCCCGCUGGCCCUAAGGCCUAAAUAUUCAACUAAAAGCAAUACACCAACAUAGUAUAGAUUCGAUAUACUUACUUAAAUAAAGCAUAAGCCCAGCAAGCAAA